Acanthamoeba castellanii str. Neff is the source of this 1008-nucleotide messenger RNA. RefSeq lists its product as uncharacterized. NCBI's taxonomy places the organism in Eukaryota, Discosea, Longamoebia, Acanthamoebidae. The record is from RefSeq and is a predicted model, not a curated record. The transcript is spliced from 5 exons. The coding region runs from base 1 to 1008 and encodes 335 amino acids.
AUGUCCGCCAUUGGGCUGAAGACCACCUGGCGAUCGGAUGACCUUUCGGCGUUGCUCGUGGCCAUUGGUUUCGAGCAGGAGGUCGUUGACAGCUUCGUCGCAAGGAUCAAAGACCGCGAGUUUGUGCACCACCGGGGCUUGAGGAACGUCGCAUUCGAUCUCAUCGACUCCGGCAUUCACCGUUGGGCCACUGACUACUACACACCUUCGGGCGAGCCCGAAGAUGGCGUGACCAAACCGAAAGGGUCAACUGGCUGCGGCCGCGACCAGGGGGACGGUGGCCAGAGCGGUGGCCAGGGCGGUGGCCGAAGCGGUGGCCAGGGCGGUGGCCGAAGCGGUGGCCAGGGCGGUGGCCGAAGCGGUGACAAGGACGGCGGAAGCGGCGGCAGCAGCGGCGGCGGCGAUGACAGCGACAAUGAGGAAGGUGGGAGGACAAGAACCAGCGCCGGGCAGGAGGAAGAGAAGGUCAUCACCCUCUACCACGGGACCACAUUCGGGUUUGCAGAGAGCAUCUUUUACGACGGAGCCAACCUGAGCGAGGGACGCAGGAACACCGACUUCUCCAUCGAUAGGGCGUUCUACCUGGGCAACAACGCGUCGCUGGCACAGAGAUGGGCGGAUCAAAAAGCCUCUCAGAGUGAGGAUGAUCCGGUGCCGGCCUACUUGGUCUUCACGGUGAACACAAGGAUGCUAGAGCGAUACGAACGGAAGGUGUUUGACGAACCUGAUGACAAGUGGAAACAAUUUGUCUACAACAACAGAAAGCCCGUCAAAAGAAAACCCGUCAUCAGAAAACCCGUGGCUACCGACAACGUCCCCGUGAUCACGAUCGAUUUCGUCAUUGGGCCUAACUGGGCUGAGUGUGCAGAGAUCGUGGAGAGGAAAUACCCCUUCCGCCAGUAUGCGGCGCUGACGCCGAGAGCCAUCGAAUUCCUAAACCUGUGCCCCUGCAAGCUGUGCAAGUGGGAAAACGGCAAGUGGAUCGAGGUCGAUCAAAGGCCGGGUUGA